AUGCUUUUUUGUUUAAAAGAGCCCCUUCCCGCUCAAUAUGGAGGAGGUAUUUUCACAGAAACAAAAAGGACAAAUGGCGGUGUGUUCCCACAAAAAGUUCAACUCAAGGAUGGACUUUAUUACGUUUUCUCCGCUUGGGUUCAAGCGAGUAAAGGAAGUGAGAACAGUAUAACAGCAGCAUUUAACUAUUCGAGCGGGGCUAUUUUUGAAAUUGGUACUGUUGUUGCCAGUCAUGGAUGUUGGUCCAUGCUCAAAGGUGGAGUUGUGGCAAAUGUGACAGCUCCUGCUCACAUUAUUUUUAAGGCCAAAAAUGCUUUGGCAGAGAUUUGGGUGGACAAUGUUUCGCUACAACCAUUCACUAAAGAACAAUGGAGAUCCCACCAAGAACAAAGAAUUUCCGAGGUGCGCAAGAGGACAAUCAGAUUGAAUAUAAGUGAUGCAAAUAAAAAUGGCGAGGCAGUUCGAGGCGCGAAAGUGAUCAUAAAUCAAGUCAAACAACAUUUUCCAUUCGGGUGUUCCAUGACCAAGAACAUUGUUAACAACCAGGCUUAUCAGUCCUGGUUUUCGUCAAGAUUCAGAGUCACCACUUUUAGGAAUGAAAUGAAAUGGUAUGAUAAUGAACCGAGCCAAGGCCAGGAAAACUAUGCCAACACAGAUUUUAUGGUGAAUUUUGCCCAAUCACAUGGCAUUUCCAUAAGAGGUCACAACGUUUUCUGGGAAGAUCCUCACUACCAGCCCAAUUGGGUCUAUGGCCUUAAUCCUGAUCAGUUAUGGGCCGCAACUAAUACAAGAAUCAACUCUGUUAUGUCAAGAUACAGAGGAAAGGUGAUUGCUUGGGAUGUUGUCAAUGAAAAUUUGCAUUUCCGGUUCUUUGAUGACAAAUUAGGCAACGGAUUUUCAAACACUGAGUACGCCAAGGCUCACCAGCUUGAUGGAGCCACAUUGUUCAUGAAUGAGUAUAAUACAGUAGAGGAUGGCAGAGAUCCCGCUUCACUUCCUCAGAAUUAUAUAAACAAAUUGCGUGAAAUUCAGGGGAGUGUGGGUGGUGCACCAAUUGGGAUUGGCUUGCAGUCUCAUUUCAGUCAAUAUCAACCAAACAUUGUUUACAUGAGAUCUGCACUAGACACUCUGGGAGCUACAGGAAUGCCUGUUUGGCUGACAGAGGUCGAUGUCAAGCCAAAUCCGAAUCAGGUACAAUAUUUGGAACAAAUUCUGAGAGAAGGCUUUGCACAUCCUGCUGUUCAGGGGAUUGUGAUGUGGUCAGGGCCUGCAGUAGACGGUUACGACAUGACAUUAGCUGACAAUAACUUUAGGAAUACUCCGGUUGGAGAUCUGGUUGACAGAUUGCUGAAUGAAUGGAGAUCAGAGGUUGAAGAAUUUACAGCAGAUGAUAAUGGAUUACUUGAAGUGUCAUUGUUUCAUGGAGAAUACGAAGUAACUGUUCUGCAUCCGACAAAAAACUCGUCCACUAUUCAGUCUGUAGAGAUUAAUGAUAAGCUUCCUGCGAAUGAAAAUUUUCAUAUUCAUAUCCAUGUAUGAGUUAUGCUGCUGUAUUUUGGCAGUCAGAUAUAUUCCAGAUUUGUAACGGGUACCUGUCAGUCAAAUUAAUUAUUUUAGUGUACCUUUCAAAUUACU
Messenger RNA from Daucus carota subsp. sativus, 1635 nucleotides. RefSeq names its product endo-1,4-beta-xylanase 5-like. Gene Ontology annotation, molecular function: hydrolase activity, hydrolyzing O-glycosyl compounds. The transcript has 5 exons. Gene Ontology annotation, biological process: carbohydrate metabolic process. The record is from RefSeq and is a predicted model, not a curated record. The coding region runs from base 1 to 1539 and encodes 512 amino acids. NCBI's taxonomy places the organism in Eukaryota, Viridiplantae, Streptophyta, Magnoliopsida, Apiales, Apiaceae.